This is a messenger RNA of Aspergillus pseudotamarii, 1086 nucleotides long. RefSeq names its product LLM class flavin-dependent oxidoreductase. The coding region runs from base 1 to 1086 and encodes 361 amino acids. The record is from RefSeq and is a predicted model, not a curated record. The transcript has a single exon. Gene Ontology annotation, molecular function: oxidoreductase activity, acting on paired donors, with incorporation or reduction of molecular oxygen. Lineage: Eukaryota; Fungi; Ascomycota; Eurotiomycetes; Eurotiales; Aspergillaceae.
AUGCCUGUUGAAUUUAUUAGUUUGACGUUUCCGAACGCCUCCACUGAGAUCAAGCCAAUUCCUAAUGCAACGAUCGAUCCAGAAUAUCUGGAGCGCUACGCGCGAAACCUAGAUGAUUAUGCGUUCAACUACACAUUGGUGCCCUACGACUCAUCGUACUUCGACCCCUGGACAAUAGGUGCCACUAUCGCAGCCAAGACGAAAAAUCUCAAGAUUAUCAUUGCUCUUCGGCCAAACACAUUGUACCCCACCGUCGCAGCGAAGGCGCUCGCGACGCUGGACCAACUCAGUUCCGGCCGUGUAGUCGUUCAUUUCAUUGCUGGAGGCAGUGAUGCCGAACAAGCAAAGGAAGGCGACUUCCUGACCAAGGAGCAACGCUAUGCCCGUCUGGAGGAAUAUAUCCGAAUUCUCCGCCGGGCGUGGGAAUCGCCAGACCCCUUUGACUGGGAUGGCGAAUACUACAAGUUCAAGCAGUUUUCCAACAAGGUUCGUCCUACAAAGGAGACUAUCCCUAUCUCCGUGGGUGGAUCGUCCGACGACGCCUAUCGUAUUGGUGGUGCACUGGCCGAUAUCUUUGGGCUUUGGGGAGAACCAUUAAAGGAGACCAAGGAGCAGAUUGAGAAAAUCUAUGCCGCAGCCGAAAAGGCUGGCCGGUCUGAUCGGCCUCGCAUCUGGGUGACCUUCCGACCCAUCAUCGCGGAGACAGAAGAACUGGCCUGGGCGAAGGCACACCGCACGCUGGAUGCGCUUCAGGCAAAUCGCCCCGGUGGCCAGGGCAACACGCCUUCUCAGCCGCAGAACGUUGGAUCUCAACGGCUGCUAGAUAUUGCGGCUCGUGGUGAGGUGCAGGAUCGCGCGCUUUGGUACCCCACAGUUGUUGCCACGAAUGCUCGGGGAGCAUCGACUGCACUAGUUGGGUCUUACCAGACGAUUGUGGACUCGAUCUUGGAUUAUGUUGACUUGGGUGCGGAACUGAUCUCCAUUCGUGGAUAUGAUAACCUGAACGACGCGAUCGACUACGGGCGAUAUAUUCUGCCACCAGUUCGGCAGGCACUGCAGGAGCGGGGAGCCCAAUCUGCGGCUUAG